Molecule: messenger RNA, 1713 nt
Organism: Purpureocillium takamizusanense
Lineage: Eukaryota; Fungi; Ascomycota; Sordariomycetes; Hypocreales; Ophiocordycipitaceae
Gene: CDC43
Product: Protein geranylgeranyltransferase type I
Exons: 4
Coding region: 319-1626 (435 amino acids)
Biological process (GO): protein geranylgeranylation
Cellular component (GO): CAAX-protein geranylgeranyltransferase complex
Molecular function (GO): CAAX-protein geranylgeranyltransferase activity
Source: RefSeq, a predicted model, not a curated record
GGGCCUGCUGUGGCGCAUGCUUCCCAGCCCUGAGAGUACCAGCUGCAGUGAACUUUCGCCGAAGCUGAGCUGAGCUCAUGGAGUGCCUCAACUCGACGCUGUCAUCUCUCCAAGCUCGCAGGAGCCUCCAUGGCCAAGACGCCGUCGGCCUUGUAGCUCGCACACCUAUCCUUCCAGAUCUCGCGAGGAAUACAGCCAUACGCGCACCAUACAGCAAAGUCUGAACCGCCAAUGGCGACCGCCUGACACUCGGAUCCAGAGUUCCAGGACUCACCCACCCCGCGGCGGCGCUCGCGCGUCUACACAGCGCCAUUCAUCAUGGCCGGCCUCGACACGGCGCGGCACACCAAGUACUGGCAGCGAUGCUACUCCUCCUUCCUGCCUUCCGCCUAUACCGCCAACGACUCCACGCGCCUGACCUUUGCCUUCUUCAUCGUCUCGGCCCUUGAUUUGCUGCGCCCGUCCGCGGACGCGGCCACGGCGCCCCCGCCGAGCGCCGCGCAACGGGCCGCCGUGCGCGCCUGGGUCCUCGCCCUGCAGCACCCGGACGGCGGCUUCUGCGGGAGUCCGACGCACGCGCUGCGCGACCGCCCGGCGCGCGGCGCGGCGAACCUGGCCGCCACGUUCUUUGCGCUGCUGCUGCUGGCGCUGGCGGCUGGAGGUGGUGAUGGCGACGGUGAUCUGGCAGAGGCAGGGGCCGAGGCGCAGGCGCGCGCGGCGUUCGCGGGCGUCGAGCGGAGAAAGCUGCUGCGCUGGCUGAGGCGGCUGCAGCGCCGCGAUGGGAGCUUCGGGCAGGUGCUGUGGGAGGGCGAGGCAGUGGGCGGUAGGGAUAUGCGGCACAGUUACUUGGCGAGCUGCAUACGGUGGAUGCUGCGUGGGGAGGGCGAUGGCGCGGAGGAGGACAUUGAUGUUGAGGGCAUGGUGGCGCACAUUCGACGAUGUCAGACCUUUGACGGAGGCCUAGCCGAGGCGUCGGAGCAUGAAUCCCAUGCUGGUUACGCCUACUGCGGCAUUGCGGCACUCUACAUGCUCGACCGUCCAUGGUCAUCCUCUUCCGCAGCCCCCAAAGAGGCGGCUAUGAAGGCCGGGAUCGGGUGCCGCGACAGGCUGGUGCGCUUCCUUGCCCACCGGCAGUUCGAGUACCUCGCGAAGCAGGAGGAGGAGGGUGACGAUGCCAGCGACGAUGAGAACUUUAUCGAGUCCACGCUCGGCGAACUAAAUCUGGACGAUGGGUGUGCCUGCGUGGGCUUCAACGGGCGGUGGAACAAGAAGGCGGACACGUGCUAUACGUGGUGGGUAGGCGGCACGCUGGCGAUGCUCGACAGCCUGGACGUGGUCAACGCGGCCCCCUCGCAGCGGUACCUGGUCGAUGUCACGCAGCAUCGCAUCGGCGGCUUCGGCAAGGCCGUCGGCUCGCCGCCCGACAUCUACCACUCGUAUCUAGGGCUGGCGGCGCUGGCGCUGCUGGGCGAGUCGGGCCUCAAGGAGUUUGACAUGGGGCUGUGCUGCAGCAGGGACACGGCGCGCAAGGUCGAGCUAGCCCGCGCUGGGUUGCUGGAGAGGGAGGAGAAGAAGGUGUUUGACGAGGAUGGAUUCUGGGAGGCGGCCGGGGCUCCUUCGCGGUAGCGGCAGCACUCUUAUAUGGACUGGAUACCGGAGGUACAGUAUUGUAUAGUAUGCUAUACGUCCAAUAGGAAGGACUGGAUGCCUGAG